Messenger RNA from Arabidopsis lyrata subsp. lyrata, 663 nucleotides. RefSeq lists its product as uncharacterized. The transcript has 2 exons. Lineage: Eukaryota; Viridiplantae; Streptophyta; Magnoliopsida; Brassicales; Brassicaceae. The record is from RefSeq and is a predicted model, not a curated record. The coding region runs from base 58 to 639 and encodes 193 amino acids.
ACAAACCCUAAGCCCAUCAUAAAUAAGGGCUUAUCUGCCUCCAAACUUUCUUCAAGUAUGAUUUCAGAAAUUUACUUGAUAAACACUACGAGAAUGGAAAACGAAGGUGUAUCCCCCGUCUGCCCCGUCGAUCCUGGCAACCCGCUGUUCUUGUCCGGCGAUGGUUUCGAGCCGGUCGGUGUUCUCUUUCCUCACGCUGUAUUUCACUUCCCCUCAAAGGAUAAGAAAGAGGCUUGCGACUUCAUGGACAAGGUCGUCGACAAACAUCGCCGUAUGUGCGAUGAGAGGCAACGACUAGGUCUCAAAAGGCAAACGCUAGAGGCUCACAUUGCUCGAGUGGAUAGGAAGGUGAGGGCUUUGGAGAGCAAUCCCUUUCAAUGGCAGUGGAGGAACUUCGAUUCCAUUGCAAAGAUCCCGAAGAAGCUUCGGAUGUAUCUCCGCGCUAGAGGUCAAGUUCCAGGGCCCGUGAAUGCCCCAGUCGAAGUUGCCCCGUCCGACGGCGAAGAGGAGGAUGAGGAGGAGGACAGCAACCCUUGGGAACGCGUUCGGAACGAGCCCGAAGUGGACGACAAGAACGAGGCAUCCACUUUGAAUGCCGAACCGGCGAUGAAGGAGCCUGUUCCUGAGCCUUUUCCAUAAAUGUUCCCGAACUCUACUCUCUUA